Molecule: messenger RNA, 855 nt
Organism: Paramuricea clavata
Lineage: Eukaryota; Metazoa; Cnidaria; Anthozoa; Malacalcyonacea; Plexauridae
Source: the annotation of a GenBank genome assembly
GGACCUCAAUCACAAAAAUGUUGUAAAAUUUUUUGGAAGAGUUUUACAUGAUGAUCAAGAUGGAAAAAGAGUGAUAUUUCUCACGGAAUUAUGCAAGGAGAAUUUAAGGUCGUUCCUGAAAAGCAAUCCUGAUCAUAUCCCAGCAAGUGAUCGAACAAGCAAAUCUGUCAAGGUGAUGAUUAAGUUGGCAAAAGAUGUUGCGUCAGGCCUGAAGUAUCUGCAUGAUCGCGGCAUUGUUCAUCGUGACCUGAAACCGGAAAACAUUCUCGUAAGUUUUAAAAAAUUUAAUAAUUAUUCGACGAGGUUGAAAGCGACAUCUAGAAAUUAUACUGGCUGAGUUUGUACGUGAAACCUGCCCUAUCUGUAUAGGCUGAGUAUAAAACAAGUACUAACAAAAAUCCAAACGUUUUAGUACGCUGGCAAUUAUCUCUUUUACUCGAGCUUUUCUUUUUCCUGUAGUAUAGUAGAAAGUAUUCAACCAUUUCAAAUCUGAACCUCACUAUAUUGUCGCUAUUUCGACUUUGUUUGAAUGUCCGGAAUCCUUUCAUUAGUGGCUAUAUGCAUGCAAAGCCAGAACAUAUAGCCCCCGGAUCCGAGAUCCGAAGACCCAUGUAAAUACUAAUAAUAAUGAUGUAUUCAAUAUGAUCCACAAGGUGGCUCUUUCUCUGUUGAAGAUUACAUUAGUAAUAUUUACAAAUAACAUUACAAACAUUAUAAUACAGUCUGUUGAUAAAUCCAGAGAAAACCAAAAUGUUUGUAAUCGGACUCGUCGACUGUUUCAACAGCUGGAGACGGUACCUAAUGUAAAUUUUAUUGGCAACAAUCAUGAACCAGAGACAGAAGUGAAAGUUCUUG